This is a messenger RNA of Peronospora belbahrii, 696 nucleotides long. NCBI's taxonomy places the organism in Eukaryota, Oomycota, Peronosporomycetes, Peronosporales, Peronosporaceae. The record is from the annotation of a GenBank genome assembly.
AUGGACUUCCGACAACGCACACAGUCGCCCAUCGUGACAGGCACAUCGGUAAUUGCACUCAAGUAUAAAGAUGGUGUGAUGAUGGCAGCGGAUACGCUGGGGUCAUAUGGCUCAUUGGCGCGCUUUACAGAUCAGCGUCGUCUUACAGCCGUACACAAUACGACAUUGCUAGGCGCUGGUGGUGAUUUUAGCGAUUUUCAGUUUAUUAAGGACAAGAUGAAUGAACUGGAAGUGUAUGAUUUUAAUCAGUAUGAUGGAUGUGAUAUGACUGCACCUGAAAUUUAUCACUACCUUCAACGUUUGCUUUACCACCGCCGCAACAAGUUUAAUCCGCUCUGGAACACGAUCGUGGUGGGUGGUAUGAAUCCAGAGACAAACCAGCCUUUUUUGGGACAGGUUACUAUGAUUGGUCUGGCCUUUGAGGGGGACUACAUUGCCACGGGCUUUGGCCAUCAUUUUGGCAUGCCAUUGUUACGUAAGCACUGGAGGCCUGAUAUGGAAGAGACCGAGGCACGGGUGCUGCUGGAGGAUUGCAUGCGUGUGUGUUUCUACCGUGACUGUCGCACGAUCAACCGCGUCCAGUUUGCAAAGGUAGCGACGGAUGGUGUCACUAUACCGGAGCCUGUCAAGAUGGACACUAAGUGGGACCACUCGCUGUUUGUCAAGACCAAGUCGGAGUUCGGUGCCUCGUGGUAA